Molecule: messenger RNA, 2952 nt
Organism: Fusarium poae
Lineage: Eukaryota; Fungi; Ascomycota; Sordariomycetes; Hypocreales; Nectriaceae
Exons: 2
Coding region: 1-2952 (983 amino acids)
Molecular function (GO): protein binding; RNA binding
Source: RefSeq, a predicted model, not a curated record
AUGUCGGACAGAGGUCGCUCACCCGCUCCGGGGGGGCCCUCGGGCUCGGGAAGACGACCUUCCCAGUCCCCAGCGCGAUCCGCAACUGGCUCUGCUGGUGGACCUGCUGGCGGCUAUCCCAAACCACUUGGUUUCGAUCCUGCCAGGCUUGUAAAGCAGGAGGACCAAGGCAACACCCGCAUGGAGUUGCCUCCAGAUGCCUACAUCUCUGAGACCAAGAAGGACAUGUUCACUCUCCGAGAAGGUCGCUUCAACAAUGAGGGCAGGUCGGAGUUUAUCGAGGUCAAUCAAUACCGAAUGACCAAGUUUGAUUUCAACAAGAAGAUCUACCAGUACGAUGUCGUUCUGUCUCCCAGCCCUGACAAGAUUGGACCGGUCAUGAAGAAGAUCUGGGCUCAUCCCGUCACUCAAAAGACCAUGCAGCCGUACAAACUCGAAAUGUGGCUCUUCGACGGGAAGAAGCUGGCAUGGAGCCCGGCACUUGUCGAUCGCGGUGAAAUUCGUUUCUCUGUCGAUCUGGACGAAGGCCAACGCCCUCCUGGUGCCAAGCCCCGCGAAGGCGGCAAGUUCUUGGUCACUAUUCGAAAGACCACUGAGAUUCAAGUCGCUGCACUUCAGGGCUAUUUGUCUCACAAGAUAUCGUUCAACAACAGUGUUCAAGAGGCACUGAACUUCAUUGACCAUCUUGUUCGACAGUUCCCAUCAAAGAACCUGCUCGCCAUCAAGCGAAACUUCUACCAGACUGGCAGGCCUGGAGCUCCCCUUCAAGAUGGAGCUAUCGUUGAGGUCCACAAGGGAACCUACGCUUCGGUCCGAAUGAGUGACAACUUGAAGAACGGUGGUGUCGGACUUGGCUACAACAUUGAUGUGGCCAACACCUGUUUCUGGAUCGGCAACCAGCCAUUGGACAAGAUGGCCUGCAAUUUCCUCGCUACUAGCGACCCUAGCAAGUACCGAGGACAUACUCCUGGUACACUCAAUGAGAUCCUCAAGCCUGUCCGGGGCAAGACCGCAUGGGAGUCAUCCGACGCCUUCAAGCAGCUUCGCAAGUUGCGACGUCUCAAGUUCAAGGUCAAGCACAAGGGCCGAAAGAACGAAGACAAACUCUACACCAUCCAGGACUUCGCAUUCGACCCCAAGUUUGGUGAAGCUGGCCACACGGCCCGCACUCAUACAUUCGAGAAGGAUGGGCAACAAAUCUCAGUCUAUGACUACUACAAGAAGAUGUACAAUGUCACUCUGCGACUUUCCCAUCUCCCUCUCAUCAAUGCUGGUAAGGGUGGCUACAUUCCCAUGGAGCUUGCUUUCGUCGAGAGCAUGCAACGCUAUCCUUUCAAGUUAAAUCCUGAUCAGACCGCUGCAAUGAUCAAGAUCGCUGUCACCCGGCCCGCCGUUCGCAAAUCCGACAUCCAAAAGGGAGCUGCCGCUCUUCAGAUCGGCCAAGAUCCUUAUCUGAAGGAGUAUGGCGUCAAUUUCGAAGCCCAAUUUGCGAAGACCGAGGCUCGUAUUUUGCCUCCCCCUACUGUCAGGUUUGGCCAGGGUUCAGCGGAACCCAAGUUUGCUGGUCGCUGGGACUUGCGAGGUAAGAAGUUCUUCAAGCAGAACUCCGCCCCCCUCAUGAACUGGGGCUUCGUUGCCUGUGAAGCACCUGUACCCCAGGCUGUUCUUUCGGCAUUUGCCACGACUUUCAAGACCACCUUCAUCGGCCACGGUGGAAAAGUUACUGGCGAGCCGCAACUCUUGAACGCACCUAGCAACUUGCGUUUCGAACCCGGAAAGCUCGUCGAAUGGGCGCACGAGGAGAUCACCCGCCGACAGGGUUACACUCAACUCCUGUUCAUCGUCGUGUCCAAGAAGAACAGUGGUACCUACGAACGCCUCAAGAAGUCUGCCGAUUGCAGAUACGGCAUCCUCAGCCAAGUUGUCCUUGGUAGCCAUGUGCAAAAGAACAAUGGUCAAUACCACUCCAACGUUUGCAUGAAGGUGAACGCCAAGCUUGGUGGUGCUACUGCCUGUACGCCCCCUCUGUGGAAGUCUCCCACAUUCUUCCCCCCCAACCGCCCGACUAUGAUUAUAGGCUGCGAUGUCUCCCAUGCCGCUCCUGGUGGUGCGACUGCUUCAGUUGCUUCCAUGACAAUGUCUGUGGAUCCCAACGCUACUCGAUACGCUGCAGUCGCCGAGACGAACGGUUAUCGCGUCGAGAUGCUCACUCCCUCCAAUAUCCGCUUCAUGUUUGGAGAGCUCAUUCCCAAGUGGAAACAAAACCACCCAGGACAGAUGCCUGCGCACCUAAUCUAUUUCCGCGAUGGCGUUAGUGAAGGCCAGUUCGCGCAUGUAUUGGAGCAGGAGGUAUCUGAGAUCAAGAAGCACCUCGGAAGCAUCCUUCCUCCCGGCAAGGUGCCCAAAUUCACGGUCAUCAUUGCCACAAAGCGUCACCACGUCCGCUUCUUCCCUCAGAAGGGAGACAAGAACGGCAACCCUCUGCCUGGUACUCUUGUUGAGAAGGAAGUCACUCACCCAUUCAUGUUUGACUUUUACCUCAACUCUCAUGUUGCUAUUCAGGGAACCGCACGACCUGUCCACUACUCUGUGAUUCUGGAUGAGAUGAGAAUGCCUGUCAAUGAUCUUCAAAAGAUGAUCUACCAGCAGUGCUACUCGUAUGCCCGAUCCACUACCCCUGUCUCCCUCCACCCUGCUGUUUACUACGCGCAUCUCGCUAGCAACCGAGCUCGCGCCCACGAAAACAUCGCCACCAGUGACGGAUUCAGAACUGGUGCCAAGGGACAUGAGAUUGCUCGAGAGAAGCAAGCUCACGGAAUCACUUCAUCAGCUCCUAACAGGGCCGCUGAUGCGCCCCCUCUGAUCCGUCUGGGAGGCCCUUGCAGACAGACUCCUGCUGAUGGCGAGCAGCGACAACGCGACUUCUUCCGCAGUACCAUGUGGUUCAUCUAA